Molecule: messenger RNA, 1140 nt
Organism: Solanum verrucosum
Lineage: Eukaryota; Viridiplantae; Streptophyta; Magnoliopsida; Solanales; Solanaceae
Product: F-box protein At3g26010-like
Exons: 1
Coding region: 4-1140 (378 amino acids)
Molecular function (GO): protein binding
Source: RefSeq, a predicted model, not a curated record
AUAAUGAAACGAGGUCGUCGAUGCAAAUUGUUUGUUUGUGAAGAAAUCAUAAUCAACAUACUGAAUCGUUUGCCUUUAAAAUCGCUAGCAAAGUUUAAAUGCAUAUCGAAGAAUUGGCGAAAGUAUAUUGCUGAAAUUUACAGGCGUCGUUUCCAGUGGCCUGAACCCUAUCUACUCGGUUUCUUUUGCUUAGAGAAACGUUCCCAAAGUUGUUUCUUCUAUUCAUCAAAGGAAUCACCACUUGUAAUCGGUUCUAGUUUGGAUGAAUCAGUCAAUUUUAUUGGUGAGAAAGUGUAUAUUGUUGCUUCUUCCAAUGGUUUUCUACUAUGCAAUAAGCUUAGAAGUAGGCAGAGGGUUUAUUAUGUUUAUAAUCCUGCCACAAGGCAGCGUUUGGAUGUCCCUAAAACUCCAAUCUCUAUGGAUGAUCCAUACAUCGGAUUUACUUGUAAGGUAGAUGAGGAUCAUGGCAUUGUCUCGUUUACUAUAGUUCGUUAUGUAAUUAGCGAACAUUAUCAGUCUAGUAUAACAAUUGAAAGUUUCUCUUCAGAGAUUAAUGUGUGGACUGAUUAUAAGCUAAUUGUUGAUGUACCUCAUGCAUUGUAUCCUUCUUUGGAUGGGACUUCGUUAUCAUCUGCUGGUGUAGUUGAUGGAAUCUUCUUUUGGCUUAAUUAUACAUUGAUCACCAUUUAUGAUAGUGUAAACAAGUGUUUUUGGGCUUUGGAAUUACCUGAAAACUUGUUUUUCUAUUAUCCCCGUAGUUGUUGUCUUGGAUUAUCAGGCGGGGAGCUCUGUUUUGCAUCGAAUCGUUGGACAACAACCAUCACUUGUUGGCGACUCAACAAUUUUCCUAGUCGAGAUAAUGCUAAAUGGGUUAUAAAGUAUGUUAUAAAUGUUGCUACUGUAAUUAAAAAAUAUCCCAAGUAUUUUGGAGUUGGAGACGGUAUUGCUAAGGUUCAGAACAUGGUUUUUCAUCCUGCUCUUCCACACAUCUUGUAUUUGCAAAUAAAAGGCAAGGUUAUUUCUUAUGACGUGAAAACUCGUAAGACAGAACUUGUGUAUGAUUUUGGAGUAGCUUGGCGGAAGACAAAAUGCUACAAAUUGUUUUCCUAUGAGUGGCCUCAAUGGCCGCGUCUUCUGUAG